Molecule: messenger RNA, 2027 nt
Organism: Centruroides sculpturatus (bark scorpion)
Lineage: Eukaryota; Metazoa; Arthropoda; Arachnida; Scorpiones; Buthidae
Product: putative fatty acyl-CoA reductase CG5065
Exons: 13
Coding region: 216-1682 (488 amino acids)
Biological process (GO): long-chain fatty-acyl-CoA metabolic process
Cellular component (GO): peroxisome
Molecular function (GO): alcohol-forming very long-chain fatty acyl-CoA reductase (NADP+) activity
Source: RefSeq, a predicted model, not a curated record
CCUUUUGCUAAAUAAUUAAUAAUUUACUACUUUUUAAUAAAAGCAGUCGAGAAAAGCGGUGAAAAGUGUAUUCAGAGAACGAGGAAGUUGUCUUUUGUUCACUUUACGUUGUCCCGAGAAACUGAGUCCACUUCGUCAUAGAAUUUUGUGACAAAAUUUUAUAUCGUCUACAUCGAGUCAUUCAAGUGAAUAUCCAAUAGAUUCACAAAAGAAGAAUGUCCAUUUCGAAAUUUUACGAAUUUCGUGAGAUAUUUAUAACAGGAGUAACGGGAUCUUUGGGAAAGGUGCUUUUAGAGAAACUGCUAAGGUCUUGCAAUACCAGAAAGAUUUACGUUUUAAUCAGAUGCAAAGAAGGAAUGCCAGCGGAAGAAAGGAAGACGGAAUUGUUUCGUUGUAAAAUUUUCGAAAAUGUUUUACUGAAAAAUCCGGAUAUUUACAACAAAGUGAAAUGCAUCGAAGGGAACCUCACUCGAGAGAAUUUAGGAAUUUCUUUUUCGGACAUGAAUUUGAUAGCGAAGAAUGUUUCGUUGGUGUUUCACUUGGCCGCUUCAGUUAAGUUCAAUGAGCCUUUUCGAGAUGCAUUCGUCAAUAACGUGGAAGCGACGAAAAAUGUGAUCGAAGUUUGUCGCCAAAUGAAAAAUUUAUCGGCCUUCUUGCACACAUCUACAGCUUAUUCUUUCUGCAAUAGAAAGGAAGUGGAUGAAAAAAUUUAUACAAUGUCAAGAACUUAUGAAGAAUUUCAAAGCAUCGCAAAUCCACAAAAUAAUGCUUCGAUAGAUAUAACGGACAAAAAUAUUUCAGAAGGUCGACCCAACACGUAUACUUUAACAAAGGCCAUAACAGAAAAUUAUUUAAAUGACUUUUGUAGAGAUUUGCCUAUAGUUAUUGUGAGACCUUCUGUCGUGGGUUGCGCUUUGAAGGAACCAUUUCGCGGAUGGACCGACAACAAUAGUGGUGCAGAUUCUUUAAUUGCGUCUGGAUUGAAAGGAAUAUUCAGGAACAUGUUGGUUGACGAAGACAAAGUUUGUGAUUUCAUUCCAUCAGACGCAGUGAUUAAUUUGAUGUUAGCUGCUACUUGGAGAAAGGCAAUUACUUCUCAUCGAAGUGAAAACGAAAUUCCUGUUUACAAUUGCACUUCAGGAUCCAUAAAUCCUUUUACUUGGGGCCAGUUUUUCGGAUGUUUAAAAACGCAUUAUUGGAAUUACCCCUCAGAAAAUACCUUUUUAUAUCCAACAAAAAUACCCAAGAAGAAUUACUACUGGAAUCGCGUAUGCAUUGUAGUGCAGCAUCAAUUUCCUGCCUUGUUAUUCGAUAUAUCUCAAAUUGCCGUUGGCAGAAAACCAAAGAUGAUGAACGUUUACAAAAAAGUUCAUAGGACUAUAAACAUGUUAGAAUAUUUCUGUGUAUGGGAUUGGAAGUUUGGUGCCAGGAACGUGCAGGAACUACUGGAAACGAUGUCGACGCAAGAUAAACAGAAUUUCGAUUUCGACAUCUCGAAACUCAAUUGGUACCAAUACAUGGAAGAUUACGUUCUGGGCAUCAGGAGAUUUGUUUUGAACGAAGACGACUCGACCAUCCCUCGAGGUAGAAAGACGUUAUUAGUGAAAUAUUAUUUAAUUUUAUUUGCAAACACUGGAUUGUUUUUUGGAUUUCUUUACAGUCUUACUUUCUUAUCAUUCUAAUUUUUCCGAAUGAAUUUAAGUUCAUCAUUUUCAAAAUUCGUACAUUAAUUUUCUGUUAACUUUAUCUUGAUUAUAAUUUAUUAUAUCCUAUUUUAAUUGUAAUACUAAUUAAUGUUUCGCAACAAAGCAGGAAAAUGAUGCUACUUAUGUACAAGAAUUUUAAAAUUUUAGUAAUUAUUAAAACCUUUAAAUAGUUGUGAAGUCUUAAACAUUGCUUAUACGAGAAGCUGCUGUAAUUAUUCAUAUUAAAUUUAUAAUAUAGAAGAGGAAAGCAGAUUAAACUACGGAAGUGAAGUCGACUCUGUUAUGAACAAGGAAUCGUAUUCUUUCUAAAUUAUUAUUUUA